Messenger RNA from Papaver somniferum (opium poppy), 998 nucleotides. RefSeq lists its product as uncharacterized. Lineage: Eukaryota; Viridiplantae; Streptophyta; Magnoliopsida; Ranunculales; Papaveraceae. Bases 207 to 713 code for a protein of 168 amino acids. The transcript has 4 exons. The record is from RefSeq and is a predicted model, not a curated record.
CUGCGUUGGUUGGAAUUGCGUUGAGGCGAAAUCCCCAGAAGCAAGACGGAAAAUUACGGAGAGAAAACUUCCGCUCCCUCGGAAAAUUAAGCAGAGAAAACAAGAGCUAUUCGUCAGCUAUAUCUACACUCGAAGAAAAAGAAGAUGAGAACGCAGAAACGUAUGAAAAACUGCCUUCAAAGGAAAAAGCUGUGUAUGCUAAACGUAUGAUGAAAUUUCUAAGAGCAGUUUAUAUGGUGCAAGCACUUAGACUAUCACCUGGAUUCCUUGAGGUUCUAUCACAAGAUCCCGACUUACUAGACUGUCAGCCACCUCUUCUACAUAGUCUACUAUUUUUGGUGCUGGAAAUCUGGCCUACAAGAGGUUGCUUGCGGGCUAUGGCAUACUUACUCAAGGUUUCUCCUAAUAUAGCUCGUUUGGUUCUUGUAUCGAAGGAGUCGAAAUUAGCAGACGUUGGAGAUGGCUGGGAAGCAGGAUUGUCAUUGCCAGGAAUGUUGUCUCACCUCAGAUUUGUCCGGAUUGAAGAAGUGGAAGGAUGUGAUGCUGAGCUCAAACUUCUGAGUUUUUUGUUGAAAAACGCAAAAUUUUUGGAGGAAGUUGUUUUAAAAUUUCGUUCUAAUAAUGGCUCGCCAGAGGGAGUGAGGCAAUUUCAGGAAAAGCUAAGAUUGGUUCCUACAGCUUCUUCAAGUAUCCAAAUGGUGUUUAAAACUUAGCUGAUGAUAUCGUAAGCUUUACUAGAACCUGCAACCAAAGAAGUCAGAAAAUCCGAUGUAGCAAACUAACAACCGAUACUUUUAUGCUCGGUUAUGAAGAAAGAAAAUACCUUGGAAGCCUAAACAUUGAGUAUUUUGAUGUUUGAUAUUUCUGUAUUGCAUCUGUUGUUGGUGAUAUGUCUUCUUCUGUGAAAGGAGUGAUUGAAAUGUCUAUUAGAGACUUCCUAAACACUAAUUAAAACUGUUCUUCAGUGCUGAUGAUUAACUGAACUUUUGUCUACAAAA